Molecule: messenger RNA, 1119 nt
Organism: Rangifer tarandus platyrhynchus (Svalbard reindeer)
Lineage: Eukaryota; Metazoa; Chordata; Mammalia; Artiodactyla; Cervidae
Source: the annotation of a GenBank genome assembly
AUGAGUCAUUCCCUGAAGAUACCAGUUACUGGUGUCCCAAAAUCAGAUAAUCCACUCUUGGGAAAAGGUCACAAAGUACAUUUCUCAAAUACUGUAAAGACAAAGGAAAAACAACAAAAUAAAGAUGUUUCGGCUCACGUGAUACAGAGAGCUUGGUUAUCUCAUCUCGACAAAACUGUGUUUCAACUCCUUAAGCAUACAAUUUGUGCAGCGGAAUAUCACGUGACACAUGAAAUUUUGAAGAAAGUGAGCCCUUUAGAGGCUGAGCUUGUUAAAGAUCCUUGCAUGAAGUGUAAAGUUAGAUUCAGAUUUGGUGGCGAAAUAUUUCCACCUUUCAUCGUAUUUAAAAUUUUUCUUCACACUGAAGGCCAUGGUUAUAAGUAUUUCAGCGGAAAAAAAUUUUUAAAGCCAUCAAGUGAGGCUGAGGCUGAUGCUUACAAAAUAAUGGGGGAAAAGAAAUUUUAUCAUCAAAUUAAGGAAGAUGAACGUCUUUUCCAGAAGUUCAAAAUAACUGAUGACAAAGAUAUUGUCACCCUGAAAGAUUACAUGCAAUAUUCCAGUCAUCUGGAUGAGAUCCCUGCAUCUUCUGGUGGCAGAAAUAACCAUUGGCGAAGAUUAAGCCUCGAAAACAUUCCCAGGACAAUGAUAAUGUAUGACAUAGUUGAUUAUGCCGAGUCUGGAAUAAUCUCAAACCGUCUAAAAGAAGAGAUGAAGUAUCUAUUACAAAGACCAAAAACAGAAGAGAUGCGUCAGCACCAGCUACAGAUUGUUUCUGAAGUUAGGUCCCCUUUAUUCUUAUCAAGUCUUCAACCUUUAUAUCGGCCCUACCAACAGCAAAGUCAAAUUAGACAUCUGGGUCGUCGAUCCAAACAAGCUCUAAUAAAAGUUGAAAAAAUGAAGAGAGCUUAUAAGAUGGCUAAAGAAAAAAAUGCUUCUGUGGGGUCUGAACCAAAAAUGGACAUACCAGGUGCAAAGCAGAAAGAGACAGUUGUCCUCUCCACCCCAUCUUUUGACAUUGUGAAAGUUGAAGAACUCCUGUCAGAUGACGAAUUGGAAAAAGAGGAAAAGGAAUUAUUUGCCUGGUGUCAAGACUUGUUUAUUAAUAACUCUCCAUUUUAA